Neofelis nebulosa (Clouded leopard) is the source of this 1171-nucleotide messenger RNA. Its product is annotated as CMRF35-like molecule 7. Gene Ontology annotation, molecular function: transmembrane signaling receptor activity. Lineage: Eukaryota; Metazoa; Chordata; Mammalia; Carnivora; Felidae. Gene Ontology annotation, cellular component: plasma membrane. The transcript is spliced from 3 exons. The coding region runs from base 119 to 838 and encodes 239 amino acids. The record is from RefSeq and is a predicted model, not a curated record.
CUCUGUGCUGCUGGGAAAAGGUGCUGCUUGAGGGCAGGCAGGGGAGGGUGGUCAGUAGGAAUAAGUGAGCAGAGGCCCCUGUAUUGGGCAGUUAGGAGACCCAAGGAGGGUUCACAAGAUGGGUGACAGCAAAAGAAAUCCUGCGGGGGAUGAAGGGACAGGUGGAAUGUGGCGAUUAGACAGAGGACAGAGGCUCCUGGUUGGUCUCAGUGCAGGGUCAGAAGCCCGAGUGGCACCUGGGUCAGCCCUGGGCUCAAGGAUGUUGGGUUUCUGUUUUCUAGGCCACUUCUCCACCUGCCAGGAGAGUAUGGUGAAGGGCACAGCAAUUGGUACAUUGACCAUGUCCUGUGAGUAUAGCCCAGGAGGGGAAUUCUACAAGAAAUGGUUGUGUCGCGGGAAGAACUGGAGUUCCUGCAAAAUCCUUAUUAAAACCACCGGGUCAGAGCAACUGGUGAAGAAGGGCCGAGUGUCCAUCCAGGACAAUCACAGCCGACACAUGUUCACUGUGACCUUGGAGGAUCUCUGGUAUGACGACGCAGACACCUACUGGUGUGGGAUUGAGCAGACCGGCACUGACAUAGGGUUCAAAUUUUCCGUGAUUGUCGACCCAGCCCCUGAUCCAACAGACUCUCCCAAGCCUGUAGCAAGAACACCAGCCGGUCGAGCUUCCUCUCCUCCUUUUACCCAGGGCAUCAACAGCAGCCAGCCUAUUGUUCUGAUCAACCCCCACAGCAGGUCAGGGAACCUGGCCAUCAAUAGAGCAGCAGAGAAUCUUCCUGUGUGGAUCCUCCUGGUACCUCCUCUCCUUGCAACCCUGGAGUGGCUCUGCCAAGGAUAAAUGACUAUUACAUCGUUCAAGACUCUGGCCAAUGAUGGGUUUUCAAGUUCCAUACCAACCAGUAAGUAGAAAACCUCAACUAAACCAAAAAGUUUCAGAAUGUGUCCACAUGGACAAAGAUCCCUGAUGGGCCAGCUGUACAGAGGUCCACCGAUUCCACCUUCUGCUGCAUCAGUGCCUCCUGGGAAAGAAUUGUCUGAGCACAAAAGAUUGAAGGCAGCGUUGGACCAUCACCUGACCCACAUCCUAUCUGUUUGCACCAUACACUUCCUAUUAAAAUCUAUUUCCUAUGAAAUACAUUUACAUCCUAUAAAAUACAUUUCCUAUUAAAAU